AUGAGACCACAACUAACCACCACUUUUCUUUUCUCUCUUGCCGCCUCCGCUCUCGCCAACCAUGACCAAUUAGUCAAGCGUCAAUCUCAGGCCAGCUCUGCGCCAGCGGCUUCGGGGACUGUCGUUGUCGGAGUUACCAUUCCACCUUUGGCGCAGAUAACGAUGGGGAUGCCGACUCAACAAGUGCCGGUUGCAACAAGAACCGCACCACCAGGGGCUACGCCCCCGAUAGCAGGGGCCCCAACGCUCCCAUCGCCUGCUUGGUCUUUUGUACAAGGACAAUGGCCCGCGAUGGAUAAGCCUAUCGAUACAUCAACGGACCAGGUGAAGGAAUGGAUGAAAGAAUUGGAUGGGUAUAACAUCCCGGACUUGAAGCCUACUGUGGACGGCUCUUGCGCGAACGAUACUGCUGCUGCUGCCAAUGCCUCCGCGCGAGGAUGGUGGACCUGUGGAGGUUACACUCGGGCAACCGACAUCACCGCCUGCCCCACGAAGCUACAGUGGGGAGUGUCGUUCGACGACGGGCCGAGUCCAUACACAACUAACCUUCUCACCUAUCUGCAUGACAAGAACAUCUCAGCAACAUUCUUUGUGGUCGGCUCGCGUGUCAUCUCGUACCCCGACAUCCUAAUCAACGAGUACAUGGCCGGCCAUGAAAUUGCUGUCCACACUUGGUCCCAUCCCCAUCUCACAGCGCUUACAAACGAGCAAAUUGUAGCCGAGCUUGGAUGGACUCGUCAUGCUAUCAAGUCUGUCUUAGGAGUUACACCCACGACGAUGCGACCACCUUACGGGGACAUCGACGAUCGUGUUCGUAUGAUCUCGUUGGCUAUGGGGUUGGUUCCCAUCAUCUGGACGCGCACACCCAGUGGAGCUUCUUUCGAUACCUUUGAUUGGCGAGUGGCGGGCGGCGUGGUCGACGGAACUACCUCUUUCAAUACGUUCCAGAACAUCCUUAGCAAUGCGACAACACUCGAUACCGGUUUCUGUGUAUUGCAACACGACCUCUACGAAAUCACCGUCGAUCUCGCUCUUGGAUAUACCAUGAAUGCGGCCUUGAGCCAUAACCCUGCGUUCAACCUUGAAUCCAUUGGACGGUGCAACAAAAUCCCCGCGACAAAUAUGUUCGUUGAGUCGAAUGUCAACAAAAGCUUCCCAUUCCCUUCACCCCCUGCAUCCAUGGCAGGCCAAGGCGGCAAUUCGUCAACUAACGGGAAAGUGUCUUCUCGAGGCGGGGCAGGAGGCUCCAGCGAUGCGCAGUCUCUUAGAUGGAGCGCUUUGCUUGCUGCCGGAGCUUUAGCAUCUACUUUACUCUUUGCAUAG
Mycena indigotica is the source of this 1323-nucleotide messenger RNA. RefSeq names its product NodB-like proteiny domain-containing protein. The transcript is spliced from 11 exons. Gene Ontology annotation, biological process: carbohydrate metabolic process. The coding region runs from base 1 to 1323 and encodes 440 amino acids. Lineage: Eukaryota; Fungi; Basidiomycota; Agaricomycetes; Agaricales; Mycenaceae. The record is from RefSeq and is a predicted model, not a curated record. Gene Ontology annotation, cellular component: membrane. Gene Ontology annotation, molecular function: chitin deacetylase activity.